This is a messenger RNA of Amoebophrya sp. A120, 2735 nucleotides long. NCBI's taxonomy places the organism in Eukaryota, Dinophyceae, Syndiniales, Amoebophryaceae. The record is from the annotation of a GenBank genome assembly.
GUCGCCUCCAAGUCUCAACGCCAAUCUGUACAACGAACGAUAUCGAACUGAAAACAAGAAAAAGAGCCCCUUUAAGUCCAAAAUUGCAGCCACCUAAACAAGUCUCUCCCUGCGCAGAGUAGCAACUGGGACCACUCGCACCCCGAUGCGAGCAUGCGCGCCUCCAGCGAUGCGAAGAUCAUCCAAGGCUCCGAACGGUUUUUACCAUCGUGUCCAACCUUGAAGCUGAGGUCAAAUCCAAGAAUCGCGAAUUCCAGGCGAAGACGUUCUCGGAGUGAUCUUUUAUCUCAGCUGUUGGACAUCUGCUUUUUUACCACCAGGACCUACUACGUUACCCCUGUCGUCUCGGUCCUCGUGAAAGCUGCAAUUAUCGCCAUGUGCUUUUUUGCUUCUGCCGACGCAACCGUACAAGCGGGCCCGGAUUUUUUCGUUCCCCCCGUCGCCACAGACUACAAUGUGCCCCCGGAACUGCGUAUGGAUUGCAAUAAUGUCUGGGUCUAGAAGAAUACAAACUUGCGAUGCGCAUUUCAGAACACAUACACAGAAAGAUCUCUCAUGCAUAGGUAGCAAAAGCUGCCCACUUUCUGUCACCAAAAUGGCGGAUUUGUCAUGCGGAUUCGGCAUGGCGGAAGCUUCUCGAGAGCUGUGAUGCUAGAGCUUCCACGCCAGAGCUCCUGUGUCAUGCAAAAACAGCACGACUCUUGCAGACCCAGACAUUUUUACAUUUGAUACUGCGCCGGCCCGACAAAGAUUGGCUGGUCACCUGCCACCAAGCGGUCGCCUACCGUCGGUGCGCGCAGGAUAUCCUGUGCAAAAGUAUCGUACUCGUAUUGCAGUCAUGCAUUACAAAUUUUUUUCUCAAGGUGAAUCCGCACUCCAGAUUUUAUUUCUCAUGCUGAGGAAAUUUGUAAUGCAUUUAUACGACUACGACACUUUUGCACCGCAUACAGGAGGUUUUGCUGGAUUUCGUGAAAACUACAGGCGGGCCGCGAGCAAGUUCUACUUCCGAGAGCUCCUACUUCAAAGGGUCAGUAGACCACGGAGUAACUACCUUGUCUGUUGUAACAGCCACGAGGAAAAAAUCAUCUGCAGCCCCUGUUGCUGCGCAGAUGAACCAGAACAGAAAGCGGUACUAUGCCGCUUCUGCCAAGCACCGUAACAGGGUGAAGACGGUGCUGCUGCAGCGGCUGCUGAAGCGAAGGGGAACGUCGGAGGACUUUUUGGCAACGCUGAACCCGGAAGAGCACUUUUGCAGCAAGAAGGAGGAGUUUGCGGAGGGGAAAUUCGAGAUGUUGAACGAAAACAUUCGGAGAAAAGAUUCAAAAUGCACCAUCGACAACUUCAAGCGCAACCGGCACUACCGACUGAUCCUCGAGCACGUGACCCCGCAGGAGGGGUACGAAAACCACGCUUAUGUCAAGGCGUUGCUGCGGGGGAUGAGAAGAACAAGCAGUACAAGAACACGAGCCGAAAGUGGAACUACAAGUCGUGCAGACCAGCACAGCAACUCCCACUCGCUCUUGUUCGACCGCGACUCUGUCCUCUGGCAGCACCUCCGCCGGACGAACGGCAUCGGGGGUCCCUUACUCGCAGAUUUUCAGGACCCAGUGGGAAAAAUUUCGCCGACGAUGGUGAGAUAUGUCCGGGAACUGCUGGAUCUGCACCCAGUCGUCGAGGCUUUGUUGGCCAAGAGUAGUGAAGAAGAUGUUGUUGAACAAACUCCUGCUAGUACAAUUAACCUCCGCAGCGCAGGAGUAGCAGUAGCAUCAGCAUCAGCAUCAAAACCGCAGCCGGGUACCAUCCGGAUUGCGGAAAUCGGUGUGGGGCACGGUGGGUUCGCGUUCUGUUUCUUCAGCGUUUAUGGGAAAGAGAGGAUAAAGUCCUACACCUUCGCUGACUUGCCGGAGGUGGAAGAUUUGGCGUAUCUAGCAACGUCGCAGUUAUUGGCUUACUCAGAGGAGGAGGAGGAAGUUCUUGUUUCACCGCAAGUGCAAAGCGCCACAGCAGCUAGCGGAUCUUCCGGAGGAGUAGAUCAUGGUUCGCAGGAAGAGCAGCUAGGCAGUUCCGCUGCAGUUUUGUCCAACAUGCCGGAGCUCAAGCUGUUUUCUGACGAAGGAGCUGGAGAUAAAGAAGCAUCUUCGUCUUCCUCGUCUCCCAAAAAUAAUUCAUCUCCGCCCAUAGUACAAGUACACUACGACCUGUGCGUGUCAAACCACGCGUUUUCGGAGUUGCGCUCCCGGGACAUCGCGGAUCACUAUGUGAGAAAUCUCUUCAGGUACUGCAAAUUCGUCUCGCUCAGAUACACGAAGGAUUUUCACUCGGAGGCAAUCGACAUCGAGGGGGAGUACUUGCCGAAGAUUAGAACGGCGAUGGGAGGCGGUGGGGGUGGUGAAGAAGAUAUUACAACCUCUACCUCCACCCGUGUCACUGUGCACACCUACAAUUCUGUUCCCCCGCCGCACGGUGCGGGGGUGGGCGCGGUUGCAAAAGUGGCGGUCUUGUGGAGGACGGACCUGUUGCCGGGGCUGGAGUUUCUUCCAGUUACUUCUAGUAGGACUAGGACAUCAUCAGAAAGAGAAACCGAGGAACUGUCUAUCAGUCGCAACUACACCGCGCGGGUUCGUCAUUCAUUUUCCCAGACAUAGCACUAGCUCUACCACCAGCAGAAAGAGUUACGCUGCCGGAUUAUCUGUGGCAGCCCGGUAGAAACGAUCUUCUAUUUAUUUCAUGUUUAU